Messenger RNA from Rhineura floridana, 8022 nucleotides. RefSeq names its product SLIT-ROBO Rho GTPase activating protein 2 (gene SRGAP2). The transcript has 23 exons. Gene Ontology annotation, biological process: negative regulation of cell migration; signal transduction. The record is from RefSeq and is a predicted model, not a curated record. Gene Ontology annotation, cellular component: cytoplasm. Bases 753 to 3971 code for a protein of 1072 amino acids. NCBI's taxonomy places the organism in Eukaryota, Metazoa, Chordata, Lepidosauria, Squamata, Rhineuridae. Gene Ontology annotation, molecular function: protein binding.
CAUUCGGAGUGGUGCGUCUGCGUCCUGGAUGGGCGGUGCCAAUACGGAAAAGUGGCGGGACCGAGGCUGUGGAAGGAGGAAGGUGGGGUGUGGUUAUUGGCUGGAGCGUCGGCCACUCUUCAGAGCCUCCUCUUCUGAUUGGUGUUGUUUAGUGGAAUGUGCGGAGGUGCUGGAGUAGGGUUGCAGAGGGAACCGAUCGUGGGAGCGGGAGUGGGAGUAUAUUGAGGAACGCGGCUCAUGGCAGAAGGGUUCGCCGUCUCUGCAGCACUGCAGGCAACAGAACUGAAGAAAGUGACUUUGGAGCUUUCAUCUCUUCUACCAUUUGGGAUUUAAUUUGCAUCAUCUCUGACUCUGUUUUUUAAAAAAGUCAAACCCACACACAACAUGUUGUUGCGCAGAAGGACUUCCACUCCCUGGCUGUGCUAUUCAUGUUAGCAAUCAGGAAAAGCCUUUGGGGGCUGCAGAUUCUCUGUAGUCUGAUGCUGCUGCCGCCGCCGCCACUGCUGCUAAGGGUUUUGGUGCAGGGAAUCCAAACUGCUGCCGUUUCUGUCCGCUGAGCUCUUCACAUCUGCAUGUCUCUGCUGCUCACACACACUCCAUCUCCCACCCUCUCUCCAUGGACUGAUUGCUGUGGAGGGAAGACGAACCUGGCCAAGUGAUUGUUUUGGGAGGAACACAAAUUGCAUUCGUUUGUCGUAUUCUGGUGGAUCUGUUCCGAGGAUAAUCUUUUUUUUGGUGGGGGAAAGGAAAACAUGACGUCGCCAGCGAAAUUCAAAAAGGAUAAGGAGAUCAUAGCUGAAUAUGACACUCAAGUCAAAGAAAUCCGAGCCCAGCUUAUUGAACAACUGAAAUGUCUUGAUCAGCAAUGUGAACUUAGAGUCCAGCUGCUCCAGGACCUGCAGGAUUUUUUCCGCAAAAAGGCUGAGAUUGAGAUGGAUUACUCCAGGAACUUGGAGAAGCUGGCUGAACGAUUUCUGGCGAAAACAAGGAGCACGAAAGACCAGCAAUUCAAGAAGGAUCAGAAUGUUCUUUCACCUGUCAAUUGCUGGAACCUCCUCUUAAACCAGGUGAAGCGGGAGAGCAGGGACCACACCACCUUGAGUGACAUUUAUCUGAACAACAUCAUCCCUCGGUUUGUUCAAGUCAGUGAAGACUCUGGACGACUUUUCAAAAAGAGCAAAGAAGUGGGCCAGCAGCUCCAAGAAGACUUGAUGAAGGUCCUGAAUGAGCUCUACACGGUGAUGAAGACCUACCACAUGUACAAUGCUGACAGCAUCAGUGCUCAGAGCAAGUUGAAGGAGGCAGAGAAGCAGGAAGAGAAGCAGAUUGGCAAAUCCGUGAAGCAAGAGGAUAAGCAAACCCCACGCUCCCCUGAUUCAGCCUCCAGUGUCAAGUUUGAAGAAAAACAUGUCCGGCGAAGCUCAGUCAAGAAGAUUGAGAAAAUGAAAGAGAAGCGGCAAGCAAAAUACACAGAAAAUAAACUGAAGGCUAUUAAGGCAAGAAACGAAUAUCUGCUGGCUCUGGAGGCCACCAAUGCAUCUGUGUUCAAGUAUUACAUCCAUGACCUGUCUGAUCUCAUAGAUCAGUGCUGUGACCUAGGAUAUCAUGCCAGCCUUGGUAGAGCACUCAGGACAUUCUUGUCAGCAGAGCUGAAUCUAGAACAAUCAAAGCAUGAAGGACUGGAUGCCAUCGAGAAUGCUGUGGAAAACUUGGAUGCAAAUAGCGACAAGCAGCGCCUCAUGGAGAUGUGCAACAAUGUCUUCUGUCCACCCAUGAAGUUUGAGUUUCAGCCUCACAUGGGAGAUAUGGUGUUCCAGCUGUGUGCCCAGCAGCCAGUGCAGAGUGAGUUAGUGCAGAGGUGUCAACAGCUGCAGUCUAGGCUAUCCACACUGAAGAUAGAAAAUGAAGAGGUUAAGAAAACAAUGGAAGCCACGCUGCAGACUAUCCAGGAUAUCGUCACCAUUGAGGAUUUUGAUGUCUCUGACUGUUUCCAGUAUAGCAACUCCAUGGAGUCUGUAAAAUCAACAGUUUCUGAAACCUUCAUGAGCAAGCCAAGCAUUGCCAAGAGACGGGCCAAUCAGCAAGAGACAGAACAGUUCUACUUCACGAAGUUGAAGGAGUAUCUGGAAGGGCGAAACCUCAUCACCAAGCUUCAGGCAAAACAUGACCUCCUUCAGAAGACUCUGGGAGAAAGUCAAAGGACUGACUGUUCUCUUGCCAGCAGACGCAGUUCUACCAUAAGGAAGCAGGAUUCCAGCCAAGCAAUUCCCCUGGUGGUAGAGAGCUGCAUACGAUUCAUUAGCAGACAUGGACUCCAGCAUGAAGGGAUAUUCAGGGUAUCAGGAUCUCAGGUUGAGGUGAAUGAUAUCAAAAAUGCAUUUGAGAGAGGGGAGGAUCCAUUGGCUGGAGACCAAAAUGACCAUGAUAUGGACUCAAUAGCAGGAGUUCUAAAGCUCUACUUUCGUGGGCUAGAACAUCCCCUUUUCCCCAAGGAAAUCUUUCAUGACCUGAUCGCCUGUGUUACAAUGGACAAUCUGCAAGAGAGAGCUCUGCACAUCCGAAAAGUCCUCCUGACUUUGCCUAAAACCACUUUGAUUGUAAUGAGAUACCUCUUUGCAUUCCUCAAUCAUCUAUCUCAGUUCAGUGAAGAGAAUAUGAUGGACCCCUACAAUUUAGCCAUCUGCUUUGGGCCCACGCUGAUGUCAGUGCCUGAAGGCCAUGAUCAGGUUUCCUGCCAAGCACAUGUCAAUGAGCUCAUCAAAACUAUAAUCAUACAACAUGAGAAUGUCUUCCCAGGACCAAGAGAACUGGAGGGCCCUAUAUACACCUUGGGUGGAAGCACUGAGGAUUACUGUGAAAGCCCUCAUGGAGAGACAGCUUCCACAGAAGAUACAGCUCAGGAUAUGGCCACUGAACGCCAUACAAGCGAUGACGAAUGUGAACCUAUUGAAGCAAUAGCCAAAUUUGACUACGCUGGCCGCACAGCACGUGAACUCUCUUUUAAGAAGGGGGCUUCUCUCCUGCUUUAUCAACGAGCCUCUGAUGACUGGUGGGAGGGCCGUCACAAUGGAAUUGAUGGUCUGAUCCCCCAUCAGUACAUCGUUGUCCAAGACACUGAGGAUGGCGUAUCAGAAAGAUCAAGCCCAAAAUCUGAAAUAGAAGUAAAUUCUGAGCCACCUGAAGAAAAAGUGACCGCCAGAGCUGGCUCCAACUGUCCAAGUGGGAGCCACGUUGCAGACAUUUAUCUUGCAAAUAUCAAUAAGCAAAGAAAGAGACCCGAGUCUGGCAGCAUACGAAGAGCUUUCCGUCAAAGUGACAGCCAUGGUCUGCCCAGCUCCCUGGGAGAGCCAGCUCCAGCAGGAGCCAUGGCCAGUUCCCGUCCCUCCUCACAACCCAUUAUGAGCCAAAGUCUCCCAAAGGAGGUACCAGAUGCAUGCUCCAUCAGUGGCCAUGGGAGCCUCAAUUCUCUCAGCCGGCAUGCCUCUCUGAAGAACAGGAUAGAUAGCCCCCACAUCCGGAAAAAUGUGGCUGCAGGAAGGUCAAAGAGCUUUAAUAACCACCGCCCCAUGGAUCCUGAAGUCAUUGCACAGGAUAUUGAAGCUACUAUGAACUCUGCUCUAAAUGAGCUCCGGGAGCUGGAAAGGCAAAGCAGUGUGAAGCACACACCAGAUGUUGUCCUUGACACCCUGGAGCCGUUGAAAACCUCCCCUGUUGUGGCACCCACCUCGGAGCCUUCCAGCCCUUUGCAUACUCAGAUCCUCAAAGACUCUGAACCAGCUUUCCAGAGGAGUGCCAGCACAGCAAGCGACAUUCCCUGCACCUUCAGGCCAGCAAAGUCUGUCAAAAUGGCUGCCCAGGUCAAACCUCCAGCAACCAGGCCAAAGCCUACAGUUUUCCCCAAAACAAACACCACAAGCCCUGCAGUUGCUUCAGCAUCUCAACAGUCUACUGACAAGUCCUGUACUGUUUGAACUUAAAACACUACUGUGAAUAUAACAUUUUUGCUUCAGAUGAGGGGGCCCUGUUAAGGAGACACUAGAAAUUUCUAUUUAAUUAGUAUUGAACUUCUGUUGAAGAUUAGUUUGUAAGAUACUAUUGCCUGGGAUACUCCCAACAGGAAAGCCCCGGCUAGUUAAGUCUCAUUUUGCACCUCCAUCGCCAGUGAUGCUAGGACAUCACAACUGUGUAGCCUGAGACACAGAAAGUCUUGUAUCAGGUCACUGUGAAUUCAGUGAAGAAAAAACAGAAUUGAUUGGUCUGUUCCUGGUAAACAGUCAAUGCCUUGUUCAAGUGUCUGGUCACUAACAGAAACCUUCAAUGUCCUCAUGUCUUGGAGGUUGAUAGAAAGGACUUCUGUGCUUCAACCACUACAGGGAUACAAUACAGUAUUGUUCAUCCAUGGAUGUUUUUGAUCCCACUGGUUUAGGUGGACUUGGGUAUGCCUGGGGCUAAUUGUUGUGCAUUAUUACAGUGCACAAUGGUGCCACACAAGGUCAGUUAAGUUCACAUUAUAGCUUGCAGCUUUUUCAGGAGUACAUAUUCUUAAGCAUAUGUUUUCUGUCCAAUGUUAAAAAAGGAAAACCUUGAAAAGUGCCACACAAGCAUAGUCUUGGUUUGACGCAUGCCCAUGUGCAUGUGUUCAUUUAAAGUUGAAGUGAUUAUGUGGGGAAAAUAAGUAGUAUGAGAGCUUGCAUGGUUAAACAUUCCCCACGUGUAUUUUUUGCUUGGUGCUUCCAGGGCUAAAAGCAGCAUUAAUGCUUUGUAAUUAGAUUUUUAAACAAUUUCUCUAAAACAGCAUCAGUGUACUCUCAUGGAGACUCGGGAGACAAAAUGAAAACAUGGGUUAAGUUUUGAAAAUCAGCUACUGUUCCUUCUUCCUCUGUCUCUCUUGUAGCAUUUCCAAAUGCGUACAUCUUCAGUGUUCUUCCCAAGAAGAGGGAGGUUCAAGCCAACCCCUCCAGUUUUUAACAAUCCUAAUCUCUGGAACUGGUAAUCUGAGUUAUCAGCUUGACCCUGUUUCUCUCUCCUCUGUCUCUCCCCCCACCCCACCCCACCCCCAGCUUGUGUCUCGGCCUCCUGUGAGCUUGUGAUAUGGCAGCAUAAGGCAAAUAAAAUAAAAUAUGACAUGCAGCAUAUUUCUGUGCUAGGCCAUCAUGUCUGUAUGUAGUCUACAGAUAGUAAAAUGUAUCAUCUUAGUAUCUGGUAUUUACAGUGAUGGAUUAUAAUUGUUCUGAAUUCCAACAGACUAUAUGGACUCAUGUUUGCAUUGAAUGGGAAUUUAUUUUUCAAGAUGGCAAUCGUUUUAAAAAGGAAAAGGAAAUGCAGACUUCAUAACUAACUCGGAAUUUCUCUGCUGCCUCUAUCAUGACCCACCAAAGGAACACUGAAUUAAAAUGGAUUCCAUCACACUUAUUUGAUCCUCAACUGUAAGGGCAAGAUAAGGAACUGAAACGUGUUUUCUCUCAUGCUCUGGGUGUGAGAUGCAGUCUGUUUUCUUGUGGUUUUAUGAAUGAAAUAGUUGGUAACUGAUAUUUUAAUAGAAGCAAAAUGCAUAAUCUGUGAACAAAAUUACAGUAGUCAUUUCAGAUUAAUAUAAGGUUGUUAGACAUUUUCUUUUAAUAUCCUUACAAGUUAGGAAAAAAUGUGUGUUUUUAAAUUAUGUCUAAAGGAAGACUUGACAAUCUCACAAACAGUGAUAGAAAAGAAACCCUGUGAAAUAUUUGGGGGGCAGGAACAGUUUUUUCUGUAACAUUUUACUAGCUGUUGUCUUUUAAAUACACUGGUGUGUGCACACACACAACACACGUUUGUGUGCAUGUGUAUGUUACCUCUACAUCUUGGAUCUUGUCUGGCUGCAGCCUGAUCAUUCAUUCUCAGGGUGGGACAGACUUCUGAUCCAGGAAUCUUAAUUCUUUAUUUUUUUUAAAGAUUAGUGUUUCACUCAGGCAAAACUACUGGGUUUUUAGGCUUGUAAGAUCAUGUUAAGGUUGCCAACCCCUAGGCCAGAGCAGGGCUUUUGUGCCUGUAGCAGCAACAUGGCCGGUUAGGUAGGAACAACUUCUGCCUUCCCUGCAGCAUUGUGACAGGCAAAUCUAAAUCCCUUAUUCCUAUCAUUAAAGGCACAUGAAGCUCCCUUUAGCCCAAGGCAUAAGCAGGCCUAGUGUUAUGUCACUACUACACAAGAUGAGGUGCAGGGAUGGAGGUAGAAUUUCUUUCUAGGAAACAUAUUAAGCACAUACUAGCAAUGCCUUAUUUUGUUUAGGUUUUAUACCAUGCCUUCUACUAGUCACCCAGGGCACCUUGGAACAAGAUGUUCUUUCAUGUCUUCAGAGUGUUUUGGUAUAUGGAUGUAAACUGGCUAAAAAUAAUAAUUAAUGGCUUGAUAUUUUUAUGACCUUUUUGUAUAUAACUUUCUUUUUUCUUUUUGGCUGACCUCAACACUAAGGAGAACCUACUGAAAAAGAGUAGAAAUGUCAAAAGAUAUACAACAUAUCAUAUGCUGUCCAACUGGAAUUUAAAUGUGUGCCAUGAUCAUGUGAAAACAUCCUUCCAUAGGCAAGCUCCAAGGAAUAUUUAUUUUAAAAAUCAUAAACUACUUAAAUUGCCUAAUUUAAAAUCUCUAGGCUAGGCAGCUUGGAUCAGUUUCUGUUGCAAAGAUUUUCAUACCCUUGCACUACUGGAAAGUGAGGUGCUUUCCACAUAUCUCUGGUGGAUGAAUUACUGAAGAUUUAGGGCAGCCUUCAGCAAUCCAGUGCUUUCCAGAUGUUUUGGGUUACAACUCCCAUGAACCCCAACCAGCACGAGCUGAUGGGAGCUGUAGUCCAAAACAUCUGGAAGGCACCAGGUUCCAAAGGCUGAUUUAGGCAUUACAAUACAAACCAUAUUGAUUUUAUAUCACUUAACUCUCAUGGCUGUCCCACAAAGAAUCCUGAUCAGUCUUGUUUGGAGAGAUGUUCUCUUAGAAAUCUCUAAGCUUCCUCUUUACACACACAUGGAACUACAAAUACUCUUUUUGAAAACUGCAAUCCCAUUCACAGUUACCUGGGAAUAUUCACUGAACACAGUGGGACUUACUGCCAUGCAGAAGAUUGUUCCAUUUGUCUGUGGUUUAGAUAUGCCCAUAAAAUGACAUGGGUAGAGCUGGGAUAUUCUUUAUAGCCUUCCUUUUUAGAAAGGAUAUUAAAUCUACCUGAGAAAUGCAGAUUUACCUGUGUCAAGUGCAAAGCAAAAUGUUGAGAUCUGGAACCAUGUAGUUUAGUGUCUUGUGCAAGAUUGUCAUUUAACAAAUAUAUGGGGGUAAUACAUAAACAUUUGGGAGGGAAAUAAAAUUACUUUAGCUGAUAAUCUUUGGAGUUUCUGUACUUAUGACUGAGCUGUUAACAUCUUAUUUUUUCUAGCUGACAAUUGAAUAACAUGUUUCACUUAUUGCUAAGCAUCCCAGUUACUUUCAAGCAGUGGUGAUCUAAAGGUCCUUUUGAACCUCUAGGCUUAGAUCACAUGUCAAUGCAUUGAAAUAUGACUCCAGUGCUAAAAGACCUGUUUCCCUUAUACCUCUGCCGACUGCAUAAUGAAGCACUGGAUAUUAAAUUACCCUGUGACCAUGAAUAAAUCUAUCAUUUACAUGCUUAAGCCUUGUAAGGCUUUUUGUGGUGGGGAGGAAAUACUUCAUUCUCUUAUUACUACACAAUUGUUUGUUUGAAUACUAUUCUAUUCAGAUAACAUCUUUCUCCACUGAUAGGAAAUAGAAAUGCCAGAGCAAAGCAGCAGGAAUGGCAUUCGGCUUUUAAUGAGCCUCUACCACAACUGAGGCUCCUGGCUAAGUGAAGGCCUGGUUUUUCCUGCAGACACUAUUUCUGCCCACAAGGUUCACACCUGCAAAAAUGUAUGUCUCUGCAUAACCGUGCAUAAUAUAACUGUAACUUUGUGCAACUUUUGACUUGAAUAGAGUGCUGUUAGUUGAGACCAGGACAAUUAUAUCUGACCCUGAUUGGCAACUAUUGCAGGCCAGUCUUCUUUUUCCUC